AUGUUCCAUUCUGCGAACCUUGUGCGAUGCGACAGCUUCUUCGAGACCAUUCGGUGGACUUUACACGCUUGGUGGCACGGAUAUCAUAUACCGACAGACUGGGCUACAUGGACCUCCACUCAGGACACCACCAUUCCAGUACUCGAAGAACUUCAGAUUACUGCGAAGCGCUGGUCCCUAUUGGCCCCAUUCUUCGCUUCGCGUGGUUACCACCUCUAUGUACCAAAUGGGCGCCAUCCCCGGGAAACAAUUCCCCCAUCCUCGUUCAAACUACCGAACCAGAUGGGCGAAUCCUAUCCCUAUGGGCGGCGUAAAUGUGCAAGCGAGAAUGGAUUCAUGUUUUCGGGUAUUCAGCUGCCGCGUUUGGGCAGCGCGCGACAGGGCAGGAAGAGAAGUGGUAAUCAAGAUGGUCUCCAAUUCAGAGAGAGAAACCGACGAGCUAAGGAUAUACCAAAGGCUCAACACGCCGAAAGCGAGGGCAGACCCUCGCAACCGGACACUACCGGUCCUCGAGUAUAUCACCUACAAUGGACUCGUUUUGUGGUGACUCCUCGCAACAACUUCCGAAGAUGGGGAUACUCCUUCGUUGGCCUCCCUUUUACGACGGCAGAACAGUUGUUCAUCCUCGCCGAUCAGCUCCUGGAGGGGCUAGUCUUUCUCCACGAGAAGCGGAUUGCGCAUCGCGACAUUGCGCCCCAAAAUACGGUCCUCAACUCUCUGUUUGAACGCGGGACUAGACACGACCCCAACGACAUUCGAGGCCCGUCUAAUGCUCGAUACGCUUUUAUUGAUUUUGAUGCCUCUUCCAUAUUUCCAAUGGAAACGGAUAUCCAAACCGUCGUCCAAGAUAGGGAGAUGAGGAUCGGAGCCCAUAUUCUGGAUCUGGAAGAGGGCAAAUCAAAUCCCUUUACUGACGACGUGCUCAUUUUAGUUGACACAUUGCAGUAUCCCGUCCGUGUCCUCGAAAGAGCCAUACCAGAGAUUGGGCCUUUCUUCGACGAGAUCUUGAAGAACAAAGCCGGCCCCAACUUCCGAAUUACGGCUGUGUCCGUCCUUGAAGAGCUUCGAAGAAUACGGUCAAAACUGACUCAGGAGCAACUGAACCAACUUCCAGAAGGCCGCCUAUGGCAGGACGGUGCGAUCAGCUAUUAG
Messenger RNA from Coprinopsis cinerea okayama7#130, 1152 nucleotides. Its product is annotated as other/AgaK1 protein kinase. The record is from RefSeq and is a predicted model, not a curated record. Lineage: Eukaryota; Fungi; Basidiomycota; Agaricomycetes; Agaricales; Psathyrellaceae. Bases 1 to 1152 code for a protein of 383 amino acids. The transcript has 6 exons.